AUGCAUAUGCAUUGCAUAACAUACAAACAUACACGUAUGCAUAUAUAUCCAUUUUUACAUACAUACAUAUUACAUACAUAUAUAUACACACAUAAUACAUAUAUAUACAUAUAUACACACAUACAUACACAUACAUAUAUACGCAUACAUACACACACAUACACAAGCACAUACACAUGUACUGCAUACACAUGCAUGCACACACAUGCGCACGCAUACCAUAUGUACACGUACACAUAUAUACAUACAUAUACACAUACAUACACACAUACACAAUAUAACACAUAUGCAUACAUACAUGCAUAUACAUGUGUACAAUGCAUGAAGCAUGCACACACACAUACAUGUGUAUGUUAA
This is a messenger RNA of Loa loa (African eye worm), 357 nucleotides long. RefSeq lists its product as hypothetical. Lineage: Eukaryota; Metazoa; Nematoda; Chromadorea; Rhabditida; Onchocercidae. The record is from RefSeq and is a predicted model, not a curated record. The transcript has a single exon. Bases 1 to 357 code for a protein of 118 amino acids.